Molecule: messenger RNA, 714 nt
Organism: Australozyma saopauloensis
Lineage: Eukaryota; Fungi; Ascomycota; Pichiomycetes; Serinales; Metschnikowiaceae
Gene: ARL3
Product: Arf family GTPase
Exons: 1
Coding region: 1-714 (237 amino acids)
Biological process (GO): intracellular protein transport; protein localization to Golgi apparatus; Golgi to plasma membrane protein transport
Cellular component (GO): Golgi apparatus
Molecular function (GO): GTP binding; GTPase activity
Source: RefSeq, a predicted model, not a curated record
AUGUUUCAUCUAGCUCUGUCGCUAUACAAUCAGUACACAAGGCGAGAGCAGUACAACGUCUUGAUUCUAGGACUCGACAAUGCGGGAAAGACCACAUUUCUAGAGCAUUUGAGAUUACUCUAUCCGCAGCCCAACGAGUCCUCCGACAGCCGAAAGAAACGGGUUCUUUCUAGCUCUGUUGGAGCCGAGGAAGAUACUUCAAGUAUUAUCAAAUCGAAACGGAUACUCCCCACUGUGGGCCAAAACACAACCACCAUUCGCUUCAAACACAGUACCGAGUCUCUGUCGUCAGCGAACAAACUCAAUUUGAAAUUUUGGGAUUUGGGGGGCCAGAAAUCACUCCGGUCGAUGUGGUCCAGAUACUACCGGUCAUGCCACGGAAUUAUAUUUAUAAUCGAUUCUACAGACACGGAGCGGUUCCAGGAAUGUUAUGAAACGCUCAUGGAAAUCGCCAAUGAUUCGACUUGGGCCAUGGACGGAAAUUCCAGUGUACCGAUUCUCAUGUUGGCCAACAAGCAGGACUUGCCACAAGCGGUGGAUCUCGUAGCUUUGAAAACUGGAGUGUUUAUUGAAGUUGUCAGUAGUCUCGAGGCCACAGACCUGAAGUUAUUGCCAGUUUCGGUCCUUGAGAACCAGGGACUACGGGAGAGUUUGGAAUGGCUAGUGACUAGGCUCAUGUAUAACAAGGGCAAUCGACCCCCAGAGUACCGGUAA